Molecule: messenger RNA, 4493 nt
Organism: Halichondria panicea
Lineage: Eukaryota; Metazoa; Porifera; Demospongiae; Suberitida; Halichondriidae
Product: cell adhesion molecule Dscam1-like
Exons: 21
Coding region: 101-4300 (1399 amino acids)
Molecular function (GO): protein binding
Source: RefSeq, a predicted model, not a curated record
GCCGCAACCAAGUCUCUGUGUAUGAGUACUGGUCAUAAUUAUACCCAAAUGUACAGUAGAUACGGUCUGAUAUGACCACAGUUAAGUUAAGCAUGCAACAAUGAAGGCAGCGUUAUUCUUCAUUAAUGUCGGUCUGCUAAGCUACUGUAACACUGUUUCAAGUUUAGGGACUGGUGCUCCCACUUUUCUCAAUGUGUGCCAUGACCUGACACAGGUCCAUUCUCCAUUCGAUCCUACAGCAUGUGUUGUAGAUGACUGCCCUUUCUCUAUGGUUGUGGACUCUAUAGAUGGAAAUGAGGUGCAACCUAGACAGCUCUCUACCUUCCGAUGUGGAUCUGUGUAUAGACUUUGCAUUGAAGCAAGUCAAGGCAACCAGUUUAGAGGGUUUGCUGUGCAGUCUCGUGUUUCUACUCUGGAGUUGGUUACAUCUGAAACCAACUCGGACUUUCAAUGUGGAGAGUUUAUUAACUUUCCCACUGACACAAAUCGAGAUAUUCAGGAGUGGCCCUGUCCGGUUCAAGGAGUCACUCACACCAAUCGUAAUGAUAAAACAAGAGUAUGCUUUGACUGGGUUCCUCCAUCUUCUGCUGAUUUAAGAAAUUGCAUUUUCUGGUUCUCAAUCACACGAACUUUUACAAACUUUCAUAAUCAACUAAAAGGGCUUGAACUGCAACCAGAUUCAGCUUUCUGUGGGACUUCAAGAUUAGUUCUCACUGGACCUGAAGCCCUCGUCUCCUCCAGUGGCAGAGUGGUUGAGGGAUCAGUGAUCCUGAUCUACUGUACUGUAGAGGAUGACAUCACUGUUACCUUUACAUGGACUCUCAAUGGAAGCUCUCUGUUGAAUGAUCCACCUCACAUUCGUAUCAGGGAAGACAAUCUCCCCGAGCGCUCAGCAUCAUUGCUCACUGAUGACUCUACGUCUGUGCUCACUGUGGACAACUUCAGAGCCUCUGACAAUGGAGUCUAUCAGUGCACUGCUACUAGUGGAGCUACAUCUGGCAAUGGAGCGGCUGUCAUACUAACAGUUGUGUCAUUUACUAGUAAUGGAACCUUGAUGUUGACUGAUCAGCCCUCUCUCAAUGAACCUGUUGAUCUCAGUGCUUCCCUCAAUGAUAACCGAACUGGGAUAGCUCUUGGUGGCACUGUCGAUGGUUCUCUGCUGACAUGUACUGCUGGACAUCAAGGUGAUGGAGUGAGGAACUACGCCGCCCCGUCUGUGGUGUGGGUGAGGAGCGGACAAGUUGUGGAUGACACUGACUCACGAAUCACCAUCACCUCGACCACAAUGGUCAAUGGACAAGUGACCAGUUCUCUGACUAUCACUAACUUUGGACUGUCUGAUACAGGAGUGUACCAGUGUGCCUUCACUGAUGACAGUGAUGGUGGGGAGGUCAUCACAUCAAUACCUUAUCAAUUGGAUACAGGUAACACCAUUCGUAUUGAGAGAGUCUCCCCUGAGGUCAUUAUUUUACGUCCUCCCGAGAAGCUGGUCAUUGAAGUGAGAGUGUCUGGAGAUUAUGAAGUGGUGUUCUGGCGCAAAGGAACUAUUAACGAUUUCAUACCUGGUCAAAUGCGUCCUCAAGAGUUUCCCAACUAUCAUGAGACAUUUGUACGAGACAACACCACUGCUGAUGAUGAGGGGUUCUACAUUGUUCAACCUCAACUUAAGUCUGGAACAACUCAAACUCAUUUCCUCACACCAACUGGUGGUGUUGAUUUUGGGGUUAUUGCGCCAGUUGAUGCCAUCACAACAUCUCUCAGUAUUUCUACUGUUGUGAUUCCCGAGGGAGGCAGUGCAGACAUCUCCUGUAGAUCAGUGGGAGCUCCCAUUCCUAGUAUCACAUGGGAGGUCAACAACCAGACCACUGAAUUUGAGCAGACAGACACGGAAACACCAUUUGUAGCUAAACUGACUGGAACUAUCGGAAACAGAGGGUUUGACCUCAUUCCUGGUAGCGUUGAGUCAUCCCUCCAUAUUGUGAGUGCCACAUACCCUGAUCAUGAUGGAGUGUACACUUGUAUUGGAAGCAACUCCGAGAGUCUCACUGUCGCCAGCAGCAGUGCCUUCAUCACUGUACAAGUAAAUGUUAUUCCUGUUGUGGAAAUAUCUGCUACUAAAAUAAUGGUAGCUUUUGGAGAUGAUGUCACCAUCACUUGUUCUGUACAGAAGGGAAAUCCUUCUAAUUACCUCUAUGUAAUUACUAAUGUCAACACUACAAGUACAACAAUUGGACCCACUCGCAUCUUAACUGGAAUUGAAGCUGCUGAUUUUGGUAUCUAUCGCUGUGAUGUCACCAAUAAUGCUGGAACUGGGAGCGCCGCCAUUAAGAUACAAAUUGUUGAUUGUGGGCCGCCCAUUGUUCCGAGGCAUGGCCGAGUGCACUUGCCAUCUGGAACAACCCCCGGCAACGUUGUCUACUAUUUUUGUGAUGAAUGCUCAACUAUUAGAGGUGUCUCACACAUACAGUACUGUGGAACAGACGGAGUAUGGUUACUCCCUGCACCAACCUGCCGAAUUCGCAAUGAAUGUGGUCUGCUUACUUCUCCCGUUAAUGGACAUGUUGAGAUGUCUGCUGGCUCUGAAUGUGGCAGCAUAGCUGAUUACAACUGCAUUGUUGGUUACGAGUUGAGAGGAGUUGUGUCUCGUGUGUGCCAAGUUAGUGGAGUGUGGAAUGGGACAAUGCCGUCAUGUGAACGUGUUGACUGUGGGCCUCUCGAAAGUCCUAUAAAUGGGAGUGUUAAUACAUCCCUCGGGACUUUGUUCAUGAGCGAAGCUAUCUACUACUGCAACAAUGGAUAUUUCAUUUCUGAUGCAAGACAUCGUACUUGUGGUGCUUAUGGCCAGUGGAACCGUAAUGAGCCUUCUUGCAUUCCGGUUAAUUGUGGAUACCCUUGGGAAAUUGCCAAUGGAGUAGUAAGGUAUUCUGGUACCACCUUCAACCAUAAAGCAACCUACAGUUGCGAUUAUGGUUAUAUGCUACAUGGAUUUAAAACACGUACUUGCAAUGCUAAUGGAGCGUGGCAACCAUUCGAACCCUUCUGUCAAAUUGUUGAUUGCGGACCCCUUCCAAAUCCCACCAAUGGAAUGGUUGACUUAUCUUCUAGGACAGUUUUCACAAGCAUUGCUACCUUCACAUGUGACACUGGGUACACACUAAAUGGUUCUAGCUUCAGGCAAUGUCUUGCUGAUGGUGUGUGGAGUCCAGCUGAACCAACUUGUACUGCUGUUGACUGUGGAGCACUUGAACACCCCAUCUAUGGAAGUGUGAAUGUUUCUUACGGUACUAAGUUUGGUAACGAAGCAGUGUACAGUUGCUCAGAUGGGUACAUACUAAUUGGACAAAAGAAGCACACUUGCACUGAAAAUGGAACAUGGAGCCCAAAAAUAGACAGAAUCUGUGAUCCUGUUGACUGUGGUCCUCCCUCUGGUCCUACUAAUGGACGAGUGGACACAUCCUCUGGAACCACCUUCAUGAGUGCAGUUGUCUACAGCUGCAGCACUGGCUACAAUCUCUAUGGUACCAGAUCAAGGGUAUGUCAAGCGAAUGGGUUAUGGAGCUCAACACCACCAAGUUGCAAAAUUGUUGAUUGUGGUCCACUGGAUAAUCCUUUGAAUGGACUUGUUAACACUUUGUCUGGAACCACUUACAACAGUGUGGCUGUGUACUCUUGUAAUGAGGGACACCAGCUUACUGAAAGAGGACUACUUACUUGUAUGGUUAAUGGACAAUGGUCAUCUUUAACUCCAACUUGUGAUCCCUUGGAUUGUGGCAAUAUCGAAGCCCCCAAAAAUGGUGAUGUUGUGACAUCUCUAGGAACAAUUUUCAACAGUAGUGCCAAAUUCAGCUGUGGCUCAGGCUUCAACCUCACUGGGUGCUCUAGUGCACAGUGCCUAUCCAACGGCAGCUGGUCUUGUUAUCCACCCCACUGUGCCGAUAAUUCGUUGAUCCAGCUGAAAUUUGGCCCUACUGUUCACUGUGUUAGCUGGACUGAAGGAAUGGUUGAACUGAUGUACAAGACAAUGCAAUCGUCAAUUGUCAAAGCAAUUCAAAGUCAAGGUUCUGUGAUUCCAAAGGAGAACGUUCAGCCAGGUUACUUCAGUUGCUAUCACUCCACGACUGAAACGACCUAUCGAACCACAAUCACUGGUACGAAGAGUUUGAGUGCUGUCAAGUACACUGACCUAAUUAGGCAGUGGGUGGAGUCAGGAGUAACGACCAGGGUGCAGUGGUAUGUGAUUAAGAUCAAAAAGGCCUGUCCGGUGAUCAUUGCCUCGAUGUACGAGGAUGAGUGUGAAUGACUGUACACCUAGCUAGCGCUUAGAAGCAACUGUCAUGUCCGUUAGCCUGAAUACUUCUAGUUGCGUGUGUGUGUAUGUGUGUAACCUGGUAAUGUACGCUGAUUUUAUGAUUUUGAGUGUAGGUUGUCGUUAACUCGAGACUCUGACACUUAACAAGCUUUUGUUUGGAAUGUUUCAUUUUGUUUAAAUUGUG